This is a messenger RNA of Alnus glutinosa, 824 nucleotides long. RefSeq names its product ribonuclease 1-like. Gene Ontology annotation, molecular function: RNA binding; ribonuclease T2 activity. The coding region runs from base 39 to 722 and encodes 227 amino acids. The record is from RefSeq and is a predicted model, not a curated record. Gene Ontology annotation, cellular component: extracellular region. Gene Ontology annotation, biological process: RNA catabolic process. The transcript is spliced from 4 exons. NCBI's taxonomy places the organism in Eukaryota, Viridiplantae, Streptophyta, Magnoliopsida, Fagales, Betulaceae.
CACCAGCGAAAAGAGGAGUAGGAGCUAGAGACAGAGAAAUGAAGUCGCACUCUUCAAUCUUGCUGAUCAAGCUUCUGAUACUAGAAUAUCUCUCGCUUCUCUGUGUUUCUCAGGAUUUCGAUUUUUUCUACUUUGUUCAACAGUGGCCAGCAUCAUACUGUGACACACAAAAAAGUUGUUGCUACCCAACGACCGGGAAACCUGCACCUGAUUUUGGCAUUCACGGGCUUUGGCCUAAUUACAAGGAUGGCUCUUACCCUUCAAACUGUGAUCCUGACAGCCCCUUCAAUCAAUCUGAGAUAUCAGACCUCAGAAGCAGUAUGCAAAAGAGUUGGCCAUCGCUGGCCUGCCCUAGCAGCAACAGCAUAGGGUUCUGGACCCACGAGUGGGAGAAACAUGGGACAUGCUCAGAGUCUGUACUCGACCAACAUGGAUACUUCGAAGCAGCUCUCAACCUAAAAAAGAAGGCAAACCUCCUCCAAGCUCUUCGAAACGCAGGAAUACAACCAGAUGGGAAACUUUACAGCCUAGAGAGCAUCAAGGGAGCGAUAGAAGAAGCAAUAGGCUAUACUCCAUGGAUAGAGUGCAAUGUGGAUGUUUCGGGCAACAGUCAGCUUUACCAGAUCUACCUAUGUGUGGAUACUUCAGGGUCCGACAUCAUCGAAUGUCCUGUGUUUCCAAAGGGGAAAUGCGAUUCAGAGAUUGAGUUCUCUUCCUUUUGAAAAUGUGACAGAUCGAUCGAUCGAUGACUUAUAAUUAAUAUGAUGUACGUCUCUAUUUCAUAUUUUCAUCAAUCCAAAAUUAGUCCCUGUUUUGAUGACCAA